CGUGGUCACGUGGCCAGAGAUUAUGGCGAGCUCCUCCACAGGCGUGUUUCUAUGGAGAAGCGCUGUUAAAGACGGCUGGGAAAGGCCGUAGUGGACGGUUGGAUUGAGCAGCUUGGUGUCUGUGAGCUGAUAGGGUUGAAGUUUUAGUCAGCAUGUCCUGGGUAAUGGCGGUACCGCAAAGCGAUGAUGUUUAUGAUGAGGACAUAGAUGAACUAAGUCUUCAAAACAAAGAAUGGAGAUUCAUGAUGGAAAAGCGAGCUAAGGACGGUUUCAGGGAUGGAAUUGACGCAGGCAAAGAGGCUUCCCUUCAGCAGGGCUUCAACUUGGGCUACAGGGAAGGCGCUGUUAAAAUGAAGGCUAUUGGCCGAUUCAAAGGAAUUGUGAGUGCUCUGCGGUGUUGGUGUCAGUUACAGCCAUCAAUGAGCUCUGAGCCAAUCACACAGCUGCUCCAGAAAGUAGAGGAACAUGAAGAAUGCCUAUUUGAGGCCAUGCGCAAAGCUCAGGAGCUUCCUCUUCCCAGUGUAUCAGAGCUUGUUGGAGAUAUGGAUGACCUGGGUGUAGGUCAGAGUGAUUGUGGAGACUCUGACCGCUGCAGAAAUUACGAAGAUGGCGAACGUUGCCGGGAAGGACCGAGUGACUGCUGUGGACAUGAUAAGGACAUUAGUGAGAAUUCAGCUGGGAUUCAUGCUGAGAGUUUGUUUGUGAAGGGUGAGAGUCUGGAGCAGUUACUUCAAAGGUGUAUGGCACUUGUGACUGAAAUGGGACUGCCUGAUGAGCUGAGGCUCCAUAUUCAACAGCUCAGACCCACAUGUAUUUGACUUGAAUUUAUUAUAAUACAAGUGAGCCUCAGUUUCAUGACCUUAUGUUUCUGUUAGACUUUUACACACACCGUCUAAAUAAAUUAUUUCCAGAAAAAUAAAUUCCCUAUGUAGUGUUUUGUGUCCCAAAAAAAGACAGACAUACAAUUUGGAAAGCCAUAUGAAAAGAUGCAUAAAGCAAACUGUUCUACAUUUGAGUGUUAAGAUGUUAAAUGUACCUUCUGUUUCAUAAAGAACAUUUUUAGAAACCCGAUUUUUUUUAUUCACUGAUCAUAAAAUAACCUUUUGCACAGACAUAGCGUCUAUGUCCAAAACUGUAUACUGUAUGUUGGGAUUAAAAUGCAACAGGGUGUGCUGUUAUAGGAAAAUAAUCAGUGCCUGGGUGGUGUGCUGUAGCUCAAUGCAAAACUCAAGUACACAUUUGAUUCCUAUUUAUACCAUAGCGUUUUGCCAACAAUAACCUUUUGUUUGUUAAGAAUAGCCCAUUAUAAUUUCUUACAUUUAAUUUUUUAAUGCUGUAGAACUGUAAAACA
Neoarius graeffei (lesser salmon catfish) is the source of this 1351-nucleotide messenger RNA. It is a transcript of the gene otulina, whose product is annotated as OTU deubiquitinase with linear linkage specificity a. NCBI's taxonomy places the organism in Eukaryota, Metazoa, Chordata, Actinopteri, Siluriformes, Ariidae. The transcript has 3 exons. The coding region runs from base 153 to 818 and encodes 221 amino acids. The record is from RefSeq and is a predicted model, not a curated record.